AUGCCAGCAUCAAACCCCUCCACCUCCCCAGACGCCACGCCUCUAUCCCUCCGCUUCAUCGACUCCACCCACACAGAGCCAAAGAAGAAGAAGAAGGCUCACAAGAAGAGCAGAGGCGGCUGCACGCCAUGCAAAAGAAGGAAGGUAAAGUGCGACGAAGCAACCCCCUGCGCAAACUGCAUCCGCCGCAACGAACCAUGCACACGUCUGCAACAGUCCUCCACCCCGGAGAGAACGUCGCCCGCCGCCGCCAGCACAGGACCGGCACGCCCCUUAGACCCCUCGGGACCCGUGAACCUGCUUCACAUGCAACUCCUUCACCACUUCCAGCACGCGACGAUCCCCACUCUCUGCUUCGCCGACGUCUGGGCGUCCGUCCUCCCGCUCGCCUUCCGGGCAGAGUACCUCAUGACGGCCAUCCUCGCUGUCUCGGCGCGGCACCUUGGUACUCUCAGACCCGAGGACGCCGUCUACGGUGAAGCGAGCCUGGCUCUGCUCUCCCGCAGUUGCGCGCUUUUCGGCGCCGAACUCGGCCGGGACGACGGGGCUGGGGGAGACGGGUACGACCCGCUCUUCUUCACGGCUCAGCUUAUACACUACCUUACAUGGUGUAAUCUCGAAUUCAUCGACGGCUCUGACGACACCGGCGCCACCCUAGAUCUCUCCCGGGACCAACUCUUCCUCCUCAGCUCCGGCGUGCGCGUCUUUCUCUCUGGGACCCGGGCGCAGGGAAAAGACAGCGUCUUUGCCAAAGCAUGGCAAGACGCCCCAUGCGACGCGCUCGACAAGAUCGUAGCGGAACAGGGUAUGGGCCGUGGCCGGAUUCAGAGCGCCUUGAUGGAUCGAUAUGACAACAUGACGGCCGAAAGCCGGACACCAACCCCCUCGUCGGGUAGCCAAGGCACCGUCGCCCCGGAGCAUCAUAGCACCAACGCAGACCGAGCCGCCUUCGCCGGCAUCGUAGAGCGACUGUCAGUCAUCCUAGCCCUCUGGCAACAUCGCGCCACGAAUCCCCAACCCCCCGCGAGGCCCGACCUCGAGCGAUACAUCCUCGCCUUCCCGCUCUUCUGCUUCGGUCCGUUGCUCGACAUGAUUGUCGCAAACGACCCGAGGGCGCUACUUGUGCUGUAUCACUUUUAUGAGACCUCGCGGUUGCUUCUCGGGGGGGAGGAGGAGGGGAAAGCCACGUGGUGGGCAUGUGACAGACUCAAUGCUAUGCCGAAGAGGAUUGAGCGGGAGAUACGUAGGCGGGGUAUACAGCCCUUGGUGAUGUGA
Molecule: messenger RNA, 1275 nt
Organism: Colletotrichum godetiae
Lineage: Eukaryota; Fungi; Ascomycota; Sordariomycetes; Glomerellales; Glomerellaceae
Exons: 2
Coding region: 1-1275 (424 amino acids)
Biological process (GO): regulation of transcription by RNA polymerase II
Molecular function (GO): DNA-binding transcription activator activity, RNA polymerase II-specific; zinc ion binding
Source: RefSeq, a predicted model, not a curated record